Molecule: messenger RNA, 3741 nt
Organism: Notolabrus celidotus (New Zealand spotty)
Lineage: Eukaryota; Metazoa; Chordata; Actinopteri; Labriformes; Labridae
Gene: tgfb5
Product: transforming growth factor, beta 5
Exons: 7
Coding region: 1259-2524 (421 amino acids)
Biological process (GO): BMP signaling pathway; regulation of cell population proliferation; SMAD protein signal transduction
Cellular component (GO): extracellular region
Molecular function (GO): cytokine activity; type III transforming growth factor beta receptor binding; growth factor activity
Source: RefSeq, a predicted model, not a curated record
GGUGAGAGAAGAUGGCUUUUGCCUACAUAAUCACACACUCCCUUUACUUUGGUGGCAACCCGCCCCACCACCACCACCACCACCACCACCAACCUCUCACAUCCAGUCCCUCCCUCCAUCCUCCACCUCCCUCUGUGUCUGCUUUUCUCACAGAGGACCUGCAGAAUAAUGGAGUCCCAUCAUGCAGCAGCAGGUCUCAAUUUUUUCAGCAGAGCUUUCAGACCAGCACUUACCGAGUAAACGCUCCUUUUUAAUUUCUCGGCACAAGGGCUUCUUUCAGAUAUUUUUUUCUGCGUCAUGUCUUUUUAUGACGUCUGACUUUUUUUUCCGUGUUUUGAUGUUUAUAUGAGGGGGAUCAACAGGCCCACCAUGGUUUUCCCAACAUAAAUCAACAGUUUUCCUACAUUUUAGUGCAGGCUGUUUACAUAUAACACGGAAUAAGAAGACCUCAUUGGGCAUUUUUUUAAAAGCAGUAGCUAUACUUUCUAAAAGCGGGUAUGGGCCAGUUCCUCGCCUCACAGAUGGGUCUUUUGGAGGCAGAAGCUCUGGAGCUGGGCUGCUUCAGAUGAAGAGAGCAGCUCAGGUUUUUGUUUGGAGAUUUUACGACAUGGGCUGAGCUCCUGUGAUGACUGUUUCUCAUGAAAGCUGAUCAAUUAUCCGAGGAUGGACGAAGGAAGACGGAGACGGAUAAAACGUAUCGGUUGGACAAUAGCUUAAUAUCUUUACCUCAUCUUUACGCGGAAAGCGCGCACGCACUGGCGCGGGACACCGCCGCAGCAUUUGAGCGCACAGGACUGGAGUUAAGCAGAGCUUCCUCACAACAUAGUUUAAGGUUUUACAGUGGAGUUUGGUUUAAGUGUGAGUAGAAGUUUUUAAAUAAAAAGUGUUAUAUUCAGAUUUAAUACGUUAUACUUUAUUCAUAAGAUAAAACGACAAUGCCUCUUUGAGUCUUGUGUUAAAAUAAGCAGGCACGUGUGUGAGUGGUGUUAUAUAAUUUCUUUAGCAGAUUAGAUGUAGUCAGCAGAUGUGGUUUUUCUUUUUUCCACAGAGCGGUUUUGACCAAAAUUAGCCUGUUCAAAGUCGAUAUCAAUUAUUUGGCUUUUUGUGUUAUGAUAAAGAACAUUCUGGUGACUUCGUUUAAACCCUCAGUUUAAAAUAUUAAACCACUUUGCGCAAACUGAGACUCGGCUUUGGUUUCGGUCAACCACAGUGAUUUUUACCCCGGUAGUCCAGUCCCUCUUGUGUUCUCAACCGGACAAUGUUGCUCCUCCGCCUCUCGCUGCUGCUCUUCCUCCUCCGGUUCUCCGGUGUGUUGCUGGUGGAGGGGAUCAACACGUGUCAGUCCAUCAACCUGGACAGGCAGAAGUCCCGGCGCAUCGAGGCAGUCCGCGGACAGAUACUGAGCAAGCUCCGCAUCCGCAGCCCGCCGGACGACGACGACGACGACCCUCAGCCGAGCCCGGUCCCGGCGGAGGUCAUGCUGCUGUACAACAGCACGCGGGAGCUGCAGAAGGAGCGCGCGCGUCUGGCCGAGUCUGCGUGUGAGCGCGAGAGCAGCGAGGAGGAUUAUUACGCCAAGGAGGUGCAGAGGAUUGACAUGCUGCCCCCCCGCACCGACACAAAUGCAGUUCAGCCAACGGCCCCCAACCCCCACUACAGAGUAGUCCACUUUGACGUCAGCAGUGUGGACCUAACCAACAGCACCCUGGUCAAAGCUGAGUUCAGGAUCUUUAGGGCUCCCAACCCACAGGCCCGGGCCUCUGAGCAGAGGGUGGAGAUCUAUCAGCUUCUGAAGCAAGAUGAGGAAAGCACCUCCACUCAGCGCUACAUUGACUCCCGCACCAUGCAGCCAAAGGCGAAGGGAGUCUGGAUUUCUGUGGAAGUCACUGAGACCAUUAAGGACUGGGUGUCAGAUGCAGAGAAUAAUCUGGGCCUGAAGUUGGGCGUCCACUGUCCCUGCUGCACCUUCAUCCCGUCCACCAACAACAUCGUUCCCAAUAAGAGUGAGGAGCUGGAGGCUCUGUUUGCAGGUGUAGACGAUGAGCAGCUCCGUCAGAUCAGAAAGCCUGGUCAGGUCAAAGGUCAGGCAGACUUUACCACCAAGACGCCACACCUCAUCCUUACCCUGCUGCCCAGUGACAGAGUGGACAACCCGGCCAAGAAGAACCGCAAGAAGAGGGCGGCUGCCACAGACACCUCGACCUGCUCCCGCGGCUCAGACCAGGGCUGCUGUCUGCGCUCGCUUUACAUUGACUUCAGGCGGGACCUCAACUGGAAGUGGAUCCAUGAGCCCAAAGGUUACAAAGCCAACUUCUGUGCUGGAAACUGCCCAUACCUCUGGAGCGCCAACAACCACUAUAACAUGAUCCUGCCCCUGUACAACAAGCUGAAUCCUGAGGCCUCGGCAACCCCCUGCUGCGUUCCCCAGGACCUGGAACCCCUCACCAUCAUGUACUUCAUCGGCCGCACGCCACGUGUUGAGCAACUCUCCAACAUGGUCGUCAAAUCUUGCAAAUGCCGCUAGAUUGAUGGGAAGAGGUGAGGCAGGCAAAGAGGAUUAUUAAAGGCCCUGGACUACGAAUUGCUUCAUUCAUGAGGGAAACAAAGACCACAGGACAGAUGGACCCUUUGUUCAAUAAUCUUUACAGACUCAUCACACUUAAGAGACUUUUCCGAUGUUAUAUUUCUACGCUACGUGACUCAAAUGUCCGGAUCUGCUGCGAUUCUUUAAAGGCAUGAAAACCUUCUUCAUCUCUGGAUCUUUCUGUCUGAUAUAGGACUGUGUAAAUAUGACAACAUGGCUGUAUUAAACCCAUACUGUAUAUUAAAAGGGGGUGCUGUGUGAUUGGGCCACAUUUGGUCUGAAUGAAAAGGAUUCUUUUUAUCAGGUUUUUUGAUUCCUCACAGGUCGUAUAUUCCUGUGGCCAUGGUCAGUAGAGCGAGCUAGGCGUGUUUGCUUAGGGUUUUAAGGUGUUGAUAGGAUGGAGGCGGUGUGGAAAGGUUUUCGCAGACUGAGAUCUUUAGGGAGAGGGAGGCAGGGAGCAGAUAGAAAAGAGAGAGAGAGAGGGAGGCUGUGUCCAGGCUGAGGCCCUGCCAGCUCUCUGCGGUCCCGGGCUGAAAUCUGCCCGGCGUAAACAGGAUGUGAAAGAUUUCCAGACACCGACCCGACCACUCACGGAACGCUAGAUUUAAACGGUCCCCUCAUCUCCUCUGUCUCUCUCUCUCUCUCUCCCACUCUCUCUCUCUCUCUCUCUCUCUCUCUCUCUCUCUCUCUCUCUCUCUCUCUCUCUCUCUCUCUCUCUCUCUCUCUCUCUCUCUCUCUCUCUCUCUCUCUCUCUCUCUCACUCGAGGUUCUGGGAUUUGCGGUGGGAGGAAAGAGGGAGAAAAGAGAGGCUUUGAAAAUGAGACGUGGGAUGAUAGGGCUGUAUUUGGAACGGCUACAACUUUGGAAGGUGGUAUUUUGCAGCCUUAGCAAAUUUGUAACUCUUUGAGUUUGACUCAAACGUUCGGUAAUCUCACUCCUGUGCUCAUUUUCUCAAUGUGCAUUUGUUAUCCUAUUGUAAAAAAGCUGUUGACUCAUUGCUAUUCUUACGCCCUGAUUAUAUUUGUGUCUCACCUGUGUUUAACCAUCAGCCUCACUCACACACACACACACACACUUGGUUUCUCUCCACAUUGACCACUCUUGAUAGAAUGUCUAAAAGCUGGAAAUAAAAAAACAUCUCCAAGGCUCAUUUUAAA